AUGAAGGGUUCGGCGACAGGGGGAAAUCACGGAGGCGAUCCUCGCGCCGAGCAUGCCGCAACCAAGGAGUCCGAGGAGGCGGCAACGCAACACCAUCUGACGCUGCUCCAGCCGAGCGUGGUCGAAGUUUCUGCAGCCGUGCUGGAUAAGGACAAGGUGGCACAACAUGAGUCGGUGGGGCUGGUCGGUGGCUCUCCUCCUUCUGGUGGACGGGGAAGGCGUAGGCAAAGGAAGAGCGAUGGGGAGGAGGAUGAUGACACCGCCGUACCCGGGGACCUCACCACGCGGGCGAAGAGGCGCCAGACGACAGGUAGUGCUGACAACGCCGGAGGCGCGGAAGUUGACACACCGCGAGGCGCCAAGGAAGCUAGUGGCAAGGCGGGCGGUCAAGCAUUGCGCCAGAAGGGCCGCCCCGCAGCAAGAAAAGCAUCUGGCGGAAGGAGAGGCAAGAAAGCAGCGACAGGAACGAGGCCGAAACGGGGCGAUGAAGACCCCGGUGAUACGGAGGAGGAGGAGGAUGAGGAGGAGGAUGCGGAGGGAGAGGAGGAUGAAGAGGAAGCGGAGGAGCAAGACGCGGAUGUUGGGGAGGAUGCUAAAGAUGAGAAUGAUGGCGGGGAGGACGAAGAGGAGGAGGAGGAGGAGGAGGAGGAGGAGGAGGAGGAGGAGGAGGAGGAGGAGGAGGAGGAGGAGGAGGAGGGGGAUAAGGAGGAGGAGCAGGGUGACGAGGAGGAGGAGGAGGAGGAGGAGGAGGAGGAGGAGGAGGAGGAGGAGGAGGAGGAGGCAUCAGAGAAGGAGGAGGAGGAGGAGGAGGAGGAGGAGGAGGAGGAGGAGGAGGAGGAGGAGGAGGAUGUGGCGCCAGGGAAGAGACGGGGCGGGCGUGGCGGUCGGGUGAGUGGGACAGGGAAGGAGGGGGGCCGGACUCGCCCUUCCCGAAAACGCGGGGCAGGUGACGCUGCGCGCGGCGAAGCAGCGGGCAAACCGAAGGCGCGUAAGGUGAAGGUCGAAAGUGAAGGGGUUGGUAAAAAGCAAGGGAGCCAGGGUGCAAAAGGGGAUGGAGGAGGAAAGGGUGGCCGCGCCAAAGGGGUUCGAGUGGGUACCGGCAAGAAGGAACCUGCCGGUGAAAGUGAGGAGCACGAGCAGUUUGUUACACGGGAGGAGUUCCAGGCGCUGCGGUCUGAGAUGUACGCCAUGUUUGCACAGCUCGGCCUGCGUCGUGGAGUACCUGCCAGCUAUGCCGGCGGGUCGGCAGCCCUGCCUAUGGCUGGUACCCCGCCGCCGAUGAGCGCCGUGGACAAGGCACGAGUGCUAGUGUUGCAGGAGACAAACCCAUUCCCGGUAUGUGGCGGGCCAAAUGGGGCGGGUUGGGGUUGA
Closterium sp. NIES-65 is the source of this 1371-nucleotide messenger RNA. The record is from the annotation of a GenBank genome assembly. Lineage: Eukaryota; Viridiplantae; Streptophyta; Zygnematophyceae; Desmidiales; Closteriaceae.